GACCCCGACCUCCCCGAGCGCGCGCGCAGCGUAGUGCCCGGCUCCUAGGAGCCCGCUCCGUUGGCAGCCCGCCGCGCCCCGCGCUCGGACAUGGACGUGGCCGCUGCGCCCGUGCCCGCGGCCGGAGAUGGCCCGGAUUUGGGGUCCGGGGCGCGGGGGUCUCCCCCCGAGGCUGCUUCUGCUGUUGCUGCUGCUGCUGCGGCGAUCUCAGAGCCCAGGAAGCCGCACGGAGUGAAGCGGCAUCAUCACAAGCAUAAUCUGAAGCACCGCUAUGAGCUGCAGGAGACCCUGGGCAAAGGCACCUACGGCAAAGUCAAGAGGGCCACCGAGAGGUUUUCGGGCCGAGUGGUUGCUAUAAAAUCCAUUCGUAAGGACAAAAUUAAGGACGAACAAGACAUGGUUCACAUCAGACGAGAGAUUGAGAUCAUGUCAUCCCUCAACCAUCCUCAUAUCAUCAGUAUUUACGAAGUGUUUGAAAAUAAAGAUAAGAUUGUGAUCAUCAUGGAAUAUGCCAGCAAAGGGGAGCUGUAUGAUUACAUCAGUGAGCGGCGCAGGCUCAGCGAGCGUGAGACCAGACACUUCUUUCGGCAGAUCGUCUCAGCCGUGCACUACUGCCACAAGAAUGGUGUGGUCCACCGAGACUUGAAGCUGGAAAACAUCCUGCUGGAUGACAACUGCAAUAUUAAGAUAGCUGACUUUGGCCUCUCCAACCUGUACCAGAAGGACAAGUUUUUACAGACAUUCUGUGGGAGCCCACUCUAUGCAUCACCUGAGAUCGUCAAUGGCAGACCUUACCAUGGACCUGAGGUGGACAGCUGGGCCCUAGGUGUAUUGCUUUACACUCUGGUUUAUGGAACAAUGCCCUUUGAUGGUUUUGAUCACAAGAACCUCAUACGACAGAUCAGCAGCGGAGAGUACCGGGAACCCACACAGCCAUCAGAUGCUCGAGGUCUCAUUCGGUGGAUGCUGAUGGUUAACCCUGACCGCCGGGCUACCAUUGAGGACAUAGCUAAUCACUGGUGGGUAAACUGGGGCUACAAGAGCAGCGUCUGUGACUGUGAUGCCCUGCACAACUCAGAGUCCCCUCUCCUGGCUCGCUUCAUUGACUGGCACCACCGCUCCACGGGGCUACAGGCAGAGGCGGAGAACAAAAUGAAGGGCCUGGCUAAACCAGGGGCCUCUGAGGCUGGACUGGAGAGACAGCGGUCACUAAAGAAGUCCAAGAAGGAGAAUGACUUUGCACAAUCGAGCCAGGACUCGGUGCCUGAAAGUCCAUCCAAGCUGAGUUCCAAACGGCCCAAAGGGAUCCUGAAGAAGCGGAGCAACAGCGAGCAUCGCUCCCACAGCACCGGUUUCAUCGAAGGGGUGGUCAGCCCGGCCCUGCCCUCUGCUUUCAAGAUGGAGCAGGACUUGUGCCGGACAGAGGGACCCCUGCCGAGCUCCCCAGAGGCAGAGGUGCCUGGUAAACUCAGCCCCAAACAGUCAGCCACCAUGCCCAAGAAAGGCAUCUUGAAAAAGACGCAGCAGAGAGAAUCAGGUUAUUACUCAUCUCCGGAGCGCAGCGAGUCUUCUGAGCUGUUGGACAGUCAUGAGAGCCGGGGCAGCAGCCUCGCCUCCCCCGUUCUCCCGGACCCUGCCAGAGUCACACCCCACAGCCUCUCCUGCCGCCGAAAAGGCAUCUUAAAACACAGCAGUAAGUACUCAGCAGGCACGCAGGACCCGUCGCUCACCAGUCCUGAAAUACCUGCCUUGGGAUCCUUGCUGGAGCCUGGAGUCGUGGCCGAGGGCCUGUCCCGGAGCUACAGCCGACCAUCUAGCAUCAUCAGUGAUGACAGUGUCCUGUCCAAUGAUUCCCUUGACCUGCUGGAUUUGCAGGAGAACCGCCCUGUCCGCCAACGCAUUCGCAGCUGUGUCUCGGCAGAAAACUUUCUCCAGAUCCAGGACUUUGAGGGGCUGCAAAAUCGGCCCCGGCCCCAAUACCUGAAGCGCUAUCGGAAUCGACUAGGGGACAGCAGCUUCUCUCUCCUCACAGACAUGGAUGAUGUGACUCAGGUCUACAAGAAAGCUCUGGAGAUCUGCAAUAAACUCAACUAGCUCUCCAGGGUUCAGGGAGAAGGGAGGGACAGUGACUGGAGCAGAUGAGUUGGUUGCCUCAUAGCUGGCCAGCAAAAGAAACUGGAAAAAAAAAAAAAAAAAGGAUUAGUUGCCAUCUGGUUUGGCCAAGUUUGCAGUCUGGAGCUGGUACCUCCAAGGCAGAAAUGGGCUCUCUGUCAGUCCUGUCAUUUGUCACUCAGAAUCGGGGGUCUUAAUUGGCAUUGGCUUGAAGGCACUUCCCAAGGACCAGCUGCCAACUGCUGUGGUAUAGGCUUGCACAGAGGGGAAAAUAGAGGGAAAAGGGUGCAUUCUCUCAAAGCCAUCCAAGUAUUCUGCAAAGAUGACAAGAGAGAUGGGGCUCCGAUUAGGCUGUGUGCAAAGAGCUAGCUCCUUCUGCUGGCGCAGAGCAAACUUGGUCUGAAACUUGUGGCUGGCCAGUUGAGGGUUGACUAGCAUCCUGAUUCUGAAUUAAUAGGCCAUGGAGAGUAGAUACUAUGUGUGCUGCUUUGAUAAGCCCAAGCACUUGGGAAGGAGUGUUGGGAAUUGAAUAGUGAUGUCUGUGUGGAAGGGAAAGGGCCAGGGAGAUGCCAUCCUUGACCUGGCUAAGCCAUAGGAGUUAGGAAGGCAUCCUGGGUAAGCCCCACAAUUCUCUCAUGGAUUGAGGCAGCAUUUGUUAAUUGGCUAUUCCACAUUGAAUGGAAGCAUUUGGAGAGAGGUGGAGGGAGAGAAUGUACUCCAAACGUUGGUAAGAACUAAGAGUCAGCCUCAUGGGAAUCUUUUGCCUGCUUGCUGCCUUUUCUCCUGUUCGCUUUGAUCCUCAGUACCACCUCCCACAAGCAGGCACAGAAAAAGAUGGUGUGGCAGAGGUCAAAACUAAUAGAGCUCUGGUGUUUGCACAGAUGAAAGGAAGUGGAUCCACACCAGUGAGGAGGCAGUUUGUCAAUUUUUGUCCAUUUCUGUAAAUCUCAAUAGUAACUGGAAUGCUGCCUCUUGGGCUUCUCACCUGUAUUAAUGCAUUGAAUUGAUGCAAACCUGUUCUUAAUUUCUGAAGAAGUAACUGGCUUAACUUUGCCCUGAUGUUGCCCUCAUAGUGAUUGGUGUCCCUGUUCUUCAGGGGUAGAAUCCUCACAGGUAGGUAAGUUUGCUUCUUGGGACUUAGUACGUAGUUAGAAAAUUUGAAUGAGGAAAGAAAAGUCAGACAGAAGGUGCCUUUUCCCACAAACACAGGUAUUUGAUGUUUUUGAGUGCCUGUACUUUGGGGGAAAAGGAAGUUUCAUACUUAUAAUGACACGUGUUGAAAGAACAGAGUGAGCUGAGAGGAAAUACAUGAGAGCAUUUUCCUUAGAAGUUCAGGAGGUGACCAAGAAGAGGUGUAGCACAACUCAUACCUUCAAAAGUCACAAAACUAGGUGUCUAUCUUCAAAGCACUCUUAUUACAGGAGAGAUGACAUCACUCUCACAUCUUUAGAAACUGAAUUUAUGAUUAAUAAUCUUAGGUAGGAAUUAUGGAUGGCCAGAUUGUACUAACUUGGGAAUAGCUAAAUUCUUGUUUCAAGAUGGUGGACCUAGAAAUUUAAAGAUUCAGUGUGAGGUAUUUUUUUGGAAACCAAUAGACAUUCAUUCAUAGGGGGAAUGAGAAUAAAUUGCAGUAAACUACAGGAAGUUUCCCAGUGUCCUUCUAUCUGAUACCACCUCCUUCCUAAACUCCAAUAUAGGUUCAAAGGGAAAAAUUUAUAGGAUUGUAUUUGGGGGUGUAGAAGUGCAUGGAGGACAGCUGCUUUCUCUGAGAUCUCUUUCUUAUCGCAUUUAUGCAACCCUUUGUGGAUACCCUAUCCAGUCACAAUGCCUACCCCCAUGCCUGAGAGUUGGCAAUGUUGGUAGCUGUCAGUACCCUGAGGGAAAACACCUACCUCCUGGUUGCUGUGUUUUUUUCCUUCUGUGAAAUGAUGACAUCUAUUUAAUAUUUUCCAUCCAUCUAAUCUGUAAGUAAGCAAGGGAUGCUAUGAAGUAAAAUCAAUUCUACUUCUGUCCUCCCCUAUGUAUAUUCUCUGUUGUCAAUAAAACACAGAUGGAGGAUUAUGACAAUGAAAGUUCUCCAUUCAAAGCAGAGAAUCUGAGUUAGUCCUGGGGAGCUUCCAAUUAAUAUGUGGCUAUAGGGUAGGUCAUAUUUGGGGGGAUUAAGUGCUUCCUUUGUGAGAAUUGGAGGGAUGGAUACCAGCAUCUCUCUGUCCCAUCUGGUCUGAUAACUCCUCACAUCCUCUCUUUCUAGACUUUCACUUUCUACUCAAAGAAAUACUUGGAACAGAGGGGAAAGCCCUGAAAAGCAAUUCCUUGUUUUCUGAUCCUUUCCUCCCUACCAGCCAAUCAUCCCCAGCCCAGGAAAUUAUGCUUGAUUCAUUUCCAGGGAAUUACAAGAGCAAGAGAGAGACACAUCUGUGAGCUGGUGGACCAAACCGGAGAUUCCCCGUCAGCUCUCCUCUGCCUUUGGGGGCCUUUUGGUGUCUUAGUUUACACAUUCGCCAAAGGAGUAGAAUUAUACUUCUUUUUACAGGUAAAUAUCACAGCAUGAUCAGUUUUCAGGAUGUGCUUCAAGAACCCAGGUGAAAUAAAAAUGUUUAGGACUCUCUGAAUCCCCAGCCCUGUUCUAAGGUGCUGCUUCUUUAGCUGAGGGGAGCACUUUUCAGGGUAAAAUUCAGGUGAGUGUUGCUCACGCCUGCUGUCUUGAGUACAAAUGUGAAUGAUUGACUGACUGCUUGUUGCCAAACUGGAAAUGUUCUGUAGGGAUUUACUGGCAUGGUAUCAUUCCUAGAGGAAAAAAAAAUAGAGAGAAACUUGACUGCACAUUAAAAAAAUAAAUCCGUGUUGUGACUUUUAUUUAAUUUCUAUUUUUUUGGUAAUAAAAAGUCGACUUUUUUAUUUGAAUCUGUCUUUUUUUAAUUUAUUGGUCUGAAAGGCAUUUCAAAGGUAUUAUAAUAAUAUAUUGGUGUAAUUUAAUUGGUGCAACAUGCUUUAUGGCUCCAGUCAAAAUUGGUUUUCACUCAUUUGAUUGGUUUGAGCCCAGAACAGACUACAAGAAGGGAAAAAAAAAAAAGCUGGAUAGCCACCCAAAGUGUUUGUGUUUUCAUUGGAAACUGAUUUCUGUUUUGUGUUGUUUUUUGAUUAUUUUUUGUUUCUGUUUUUAUUUUAAGUUAAAUAAAUGACAAUUAACUGAACUGAA
Messenger RNA from Suncus etruscus (white-toothed pygmy shrew), 5311 nucleotides. RefSeq names its product NUAK family kinase 1 (gene NUAK1). Gene Ontology annotation, molecular function: ATP binding; protein serine/threonine kinase activity; tau-protein kinase activity. Gene Ontology annotation, biological process: intracellular signal transduction; protein phosphorylation; microtubule cytoskeleton organization. The record is from RefSeq and is a predicted model, not a curated record. Gene Ontology annotation, cellular component: cytoplasm. NCBI's taxonomy places the organism in Eukaryota, Metazoa, Chordata, Mammalia, Eulipotyphla, Soricidae. The coding region runs from base 91 to 2094 and encodes 667 amino acids. The transcript has 7 exons.